AUGAAUGUAAUUAGUGGAUUUCCAAUUGAUGGUUCCUAUGAAUAUAUCAAGAAGUUAUUUUCUUCAAGAUGUACGCAUAUAAUAGGAAAUUUAAUAAUCUAUGGACUUCAUCCGAGUCCAAAUGGAACGGAACCAGAUUUAGGUUUUCUAAAAAGCAUAGAAGAAAUUAGUGGAUUUUUGAUAAUUAUGAAUUCAAGUAUCCGCGAAAUACCCUUUUCUAGCCUCAAAGUUAUUCGUGGACUUGGAGGGGGAUAUAAAAUUCAUGAAGAUCUGCCACCGGCUACUCUUCUCAUAAGGCACAACUACGAUUCAAAUCGCAUCCUCUACAGAAUAAACUUUGACCAACUUAAAGCGAUCGAAAACGGGGAUGUCUAUAUGUUUGAUAAUCCUGUUGGCUGUGAUCUGGUCGGUGGACUUGUAUUCAAAAAUCUCUUCACUAAUCCUGCGGAACAGCGCUUUCACAAUUCCCUUGAUUUGGAUUUACCUAUUUUGAAUUCCACCCUAAACGAACCCUGCCAAUCAUCCAAUCCAGGCGCAUUACUUGCAUCUAAUGGAGGACGAUGCCAGAAACGCAGCUGUGAUUGGUGCUUUCAGAUGCCUGACCAGGGACCAGAAAGAGAAGAGUACUGUUGUCACCCCUCUUGCCUUGGAGGUUGCACAGGUCCACAAGAAUCCGAUUGCUUUGCAUGCAAAAACUUUUAUGACGGAGAAAAAUGUGUGGAAAGCUGUCCAAAACCGACAACAGUUCAACACUACCGAUUAACCCUGAAUGUUCGUUUUAAGUAUGAAUUCAAUGGUUUCUGUGUUAACGAAUGUCCUGGCAAUGAGAUUGCGCUAAACUUCGUCAAGUUCUCAAACGAAUUCCAACCAUGA
Messenger RNA from Rodentolepis nana, 873 nucleotides. NCBI's taxonomy places the organism in Eukaryota, Metazoa, Platyhelminthes, Cestoda, Cyclophyllidea, Hymenolepididae. The record is from the annotation of a GenBank genome assembly.